This is a messenger RNA of Scaptodrosophila lebanonensis, 371 nucleotides long. Its product is annotated as putative 60S ribosomal protein L33. The transcript is spliced from 2 exons. The record is from RefSeq and is a predicted model, not a curated record. Bases 28 to 222 code for a protein of 64 amino acids. Lineage: Eukaryota; Metazoa; Arthropoda; Insecta; Diptera; Drosophilidae.
AAUCUAGCAAUUCGAUUCUUGGAAGCGAUGGCCGAUAAUUUUAAAUUUGAGGAGGCCUUUAACAGCCAAACUUUGCGUGGACGCGCCAACGUUGCCAAGGCCACCUGGGCCUCAGUUGGCCUUAUCUAUAUGUUUGUAAAGUUGCAUCGUCGUAGUGCCAAGCGUCGUGAGGAGCGUCUUUAUUGCAGGAGCUGCCUAAUGAAGAUGCAUCCCAAGCUUUAGAUGACAAACCCACAGCGCGGUCAACAACCGCGGCACCAACAGCGAAGACGCUCUUUUGUUACAUGCUGCCAAGUUAUGAAGUUGCCAAAUUUCUUGUAUCUUACUGAGUUAAAUAAAUUCCAUUCGUUUCGCUGCCACCGAAAAAUGAG